GAUCGCUAUGUGAAGUUUGAACGGGCUUUGUUUUUGACUACCCAGAAACCAGAUGAGAGCAAUGAUAGUUUCAUUGCAAGACAUGAGGCGUGCUUUGAGGAGAUCCUCCAGAAGGACAAGGGAGUGACGCUCGAAGAAAUUCGAGCAUACGUGAUGAUUCGGCGCUCUCAACUCACCAGUGAAGAGAAGAAGAAGAUCAUCAUUGACAACAAAGGAGUGCUCACCUAUGAAGCAACCCGUGAAGCCAUGAGGCUCCUAGGCUCACGGUUCUUCCAGGAUCUACAGGGAGGGUCAAAUCGGAAGUUGAAGACCUACGAUGUCCACACCGUUGACGAGACGGAACCAGUCAUGAUGACCACCGAGGAGACCUUCGAUGAGGAGCAUGCCUACCAGACCCUCCUGGAACAGGGAGAUGAAGACGCCAUCUUCAUUCAAGAGUUUGAAGAACAGAUCAUCGAGACAGAGAUGGCCACCAUGGCGGAGGACUUCACAGAGAUGACUCCAGAAGAACUUCCCGAAGACCUGCCGGAUGAGAUCCAGGAGAGUCCAAACCUACCUGAAAAAUGUUUGAAACCCUGUCAGGCGUUUUCCAUGAACCCCCAGAAAGA
Messenger RNA from Durusdinium trenchii, 608 nucleotides. Lineage: Eukaryota; Dinophyceae; Suessiales; Symbiodiniaceae. The record is from the annotation of a GenBank genome assembly.